This is a messenger RNA of Monopterus albus (swamp eel), 3211 nucleotides long. RefSeq names its product grainyhead-like transcription factor 1 (gene grhl1). Gene Ontology annotation, cellular component: nucleus. The record is from RefSeq and is a predicted model, not a curated record. The transcript is spliced from 16 exons. Gene Ontology annotation, molecular function: RNA polymerase II cis-regulatory region sequence-specific DNA binding; DNA-binding transcription activator activity, RNA polymerase II-specific. Gene Ontology annotation, biological process: regulation of transcription by RNA polymerase II. The coding region runs from base 159 to 2006 and encodes 615 amino acids. Lineage: Eukaryota; Metazoa; Chordata; Actinopteri; Synbranchiformes; Synbranchidae.
CAAAAAGCGAGAAAAGCUGACAAAACCCGUUCUCUCAGUAGGGGACACGUUGUUUGUUGCCGCGGCCCUCAUCCAGUAUUAGCGGCGGAGUUUACCACGGCAAAGAAGACGGAUCGGAUUUUCAGUACCAACUAGAAAGUCCAGUUCGACCGACCAAGAUGUCACAGGAGCAUGACAAUAAGCGUGCGGUCCUGGUUCUUCAGAAUGAGCCGGGUUAUGGUGGCCAGCGUUGCUCCUUCACCACAGAAGAUGAAGCAUGGAAAUCAUUUCUGGAAAACCCACUGACCGCAGCCACCAAGGCCAUGAUGAGCAUAAACGGAGACGAGGACAGCGCCGCAGCUCUCGGCCUGCUCUACGACUACUACAAGGUGCCCAGGGAAAAGAGAACAAUACCCCAGAGCAAGUCAGAGGCACUGGUCUCUGAUGUGGAUCCCAACAAAAGACACCAGAUCCAGGCCGGACACUCUGUAGCUCCGCUCCAAGAAGCUGGUAUGGAGAGCAGGAUCCAGGUCCUGAAGGGGCCCUUCAAUAUUCUUCAGCUGUCCCAGGACAAAAGGACUCAGUUCCCUUCACCAGACACAACCGUCACAGUUUCUAUUGCUGCUGUGCCAAAUUACCCGCCAGUCAAGACAGAGGUGCCCACCCAUGGCUUCUCAGUGACCGUGCCAAACAAUUGCACCGAAACCGACAGCCAUGUAACCGUCUUUGACCGCCAGCUCACCCACAACACGGUUCAGUUCAGCCCCAGCACCCAGUCCCGCACGCCCCCUGACUCCACCUUUUCCGAGAGUUUCAAGGAUGGUUCCCAGGAGGUGUUUUCCUUCCCAGGGGAUCUCCAGUUACGUAUGACCUCCAUGACGCCCGAGCACUACCCUCAGUUUGACGCUGUGCCGGGGAAUAAUUUUGAGUACACUCUUGAGGCAUCCAAGUCUCUCCGUCAGAAGACAGGUGACGGGACGAUGACAUACCUCAACAAAGGCCAGUUUUAUCCAAUCACCCUCAGGGAAAUUGACACCAAAGGGAUACAGCAACCCAUCACCAAAGUCCGGAGUGUAGUCAUGGUGGUGUUUGGAGAGGAAAAGUGCAGAGAUGAUCAGCUGAAACACUGGAAGUACUGGCACGCCAGACAGCACACUGCCAAACAGAGGUGCCUCGACAUCGCUGACUACAAGGAGAGCUUUAACACCAUCGGCAACAUCGAGGAGAUUUCCUACAAUGCCAUUUCCUUCACCUGGGACACCAACGAGGAGGCCAAGAUUUUCAUCUCUGUCAACUGUCUGAGCACUGACUUCUCCUCUCAGAAGGGGGUGAAGGGUCUUCCUCUGAACCUGCAGAUCGACACCUACAGUUACAACAACCGCAGCAACAAGCCCAUCCACCGCGCCUACUGCCAAAUCAAAGUCUUCUGUGACAAGGGAGCUGAGAGGAAGAUCCGUGAUGAGGAGAGGAAACAGUCUCGCCGAAAAGGGAAGGUGGCUGAGCUCAACCCUGGCCUGCCCUUUGUGGAUGUCAAAGUUCCCAUUCUCCAGAAACGCAACGAUGUGACCAUCUUCAAGAUGAUGAAUGACCUUGAGACCCAGCCCGUCCUUUUCAUUCCCGACCUUCACUUCUCUACCUUCCAGCGCCAUCCUUACUCGGCAGAAGGAGAGGACAGCUCAGGCAUGAAGAGACUACCUUUCAGUGAUGAUGAGUUCGCUUCUCCCCCAGACAAGAUGCCAAGAGUGGAGGAACCAAAGAAAGUCCUGUUGUAUGUGCGCAAGGAGGCAGAAGAGGUGUUUGAUGCCCUCAUGCUGAAAAAUCCCACGCUGAAAGGCCUGGUAGAAGCUAUUUCAGAAAAAUAUGAGUUGCCUCUGGAUAAGGUUGGAAAGGUGUAUAAGAAGUGUAAGAAAGGUAUUUUAGUCCACAUGGAUGACAACAUCAUUAAACACUACUCCAACGAAGACACCUUCCAGAUCACCAUGGAGGAGAUGGCCGGCAAGUACACACUCACCCUCACAGAAAUCUGACUGAGCAGAGGGGUGAAACGGAGCUGUGGUUUACGUGUAGCGAUGCAGUCAUAAUGGACUUGAUCAGAAGAUUAGAUCAUGUCACCUCUGUGCUGUAUUAGAGUCAGACAGGUUGUAAACACACAAAGUCCCAACAGAGAUAUUUAAAAAGCCAUAGCUCUUAAUAGACAUUGAUUAAAGAUUUAAGUUAAACAUAUUGAUUAAUUUUAACACAUUUAUUGUGCAUGAGAAUUAACAAUUGAGGACACACUGGAUUGUUAUGACUCUUUUGUUUUGUAUUUAGAGAGAAUAUGAAUUGCACCUCAAAUACAAAUGCUUACUUUAUACAUUUUGUUUAAAAUGUGUAGCGCCAUUGUGGUGAUGUUAAACUGUACCACAUACUAUGCAAGAAGCACUGUUUUUUCACAUAUUUGAAUGUUAUGAGGAGAAACAGCUCAUCUUUCCUUUACUACAGCUCUAGCACUGAUGAUUUCAAUCUGUAAAGUUGGGUAUUUGGUGCAGAAAAUGAAGAGAGCAAAUUGUUGAUGGGGCCCCAGUGGUUCUGUGUAUUAAUACUUAACAAUAUGGCAGUAUUUAGUAUGUAAAACUUUCUUCAACCAUCAUACAAUUAGGAUAGAACUAUGUAAAUGUUUGUUGUUUUUAAAGCAGAUGAUACAUGUUUGUGAAUGAAAUGACUUAAAUAUUUUUUUUUCUUAAGAUCAAUUUAAAUAAUGCCCUCUUUGUAAGUAUUAAACAGUUACAAAAUAUAUUGAUAAUAAUGCUAAAACACAACUACCCUUUCCUUGUAGAGUAGUUUUCUGAAUGGUGAUGAAAUAGGUCAGUGGAUGUCUAGGACAUUUUAUACAAGACUGUCCUGGGAGUGCAAUAUGAUAUCAGACACAUUCAGAAAAGAAUUCUCUUUUACCAUAACUACAGUAUGUAACACAUAUUAACUGAUAAAAUGGAUUUUUUAAAUGGAAAUAUUGUUGUAUAUAUCCACUGGAAAAAAAAAAAAUCUGUAUGAUACCUGCUUUUGUAUCUCAGUACUUAUUGUGUAUAUAUUUAUUAAGAGAAUGGAUGUGGGUCAUUUUUACUAUAUGUAUUCAAAUUUCUAUUAUUCCUAAACAUGUUUUUCCAUUUUAUGUGAAGUUGUUAUAACAUUACAUGUCUGGGGAACAAAGGGUAAAAAAUGUAUCAUAAGUAAAAAUUUUUUGUAAAGGAUUUGA